Messenger RNA from Hibiscus syriacus, 1058 nucleotides. Its product is annotated as VQ motif-containing protein 4-like. Bases 84 to 830 code for a protein of 248 amino acids. The record is from RefSeq and is a predicted model, not a curated record. NCBI's taxonomy places the organism in Eukaryota, Viridiplantae, Streptophyta, Magnoliopsida, Malvales, Malvaceae. The transcript has a single exon.
CCUUAACCUCUCCCCCUAAUUCCUUCUCCAUUCCAUUCUUCUUUAACUCCCCUGUUCUUCCUACAACCAAAAAAAAAACCUUAAUGGAGAUAACUCCGAGGCCGAGCUCGAAUACGAGUUUCCUUGCAUCUCCGAAAAGCCUCAGCCCCAACAGAAGCACCACCAACAACAUCGGCCCACCACCGCCAACUCCGCCGCCUCAACAGCCCAAACCCAUCAACAGAUCUGAAUCAGCUAACCCCUACCCGACAACCUUCGUCCAAGCGGACACUUCAUCUUUCAAGCAAGUCGUCCAGAUGCUCACCGGAUCUUCCGAGACCGCCAAGCUAGCUUCUUCCGUCAAACCAACUCCUUCCCCUCUAUCCGAUCCAAAUCCAAAUCCGAACCCGAACCCAAAAACCCAUAUCCCUCCCAUUAAAUCCUUUCCAAAAAAUAAGCAGAAUUCUGGGUUUAGGCUUUACGAACGAAGGAGCUCUCUCAAGAAUCUCAAAAUCAACCCCUUGAACCCGGCUUUUAACUCCAACACUGCCGGGUUUUCACCUCGGAAACCCGAAAUACUCUCCCCCAGCAUUCUUGACUUUCCUUCUUUGGCUCUUAGCCCGGUUACUCCUUUGAUAUCCGACCCGUUUGACCGAUCUGGAGCUGGAAACUACCCAAAUUGUGCCAAUAAUAAUGCGACACUAGAUAAGGAAGCUGAAGAGAAAGCAAUUAAAGAAAAGGGUUUUUAUUUGCAUCCAUCACCGGCAUCUACGCCGCGAGAUUCGGAACCUAGGCUUCUCCCACUUUUUCCAGUUACUUCACCUCGAGUUUCAGGUUCUUCUACUUCUUGAACUAAAAUAAAUUAACCUUUUUUUAGUUCUCUCUUUUUUAACGUUAUUAUUGUAAGAUUUUUGCAUAUUGUUGGGGCACUGAAGAUGGGAAUUGGAAAGGAAGUGGGAAAAAAACGAGAUAAGAUUUGUAAUGUUGGUUGUCGGAAACUUUCAAAGGAAUGAAGAUAAAAAUCUUUGCUUCAAUCGUAAAACUUUAUGCUUUGUUUGACUUUUAAUUUAUAUUUUCUU